GUAUUUUUCCUUGAUUUCUAGUUUCGGACAGAAAGUUCCAAAAUUUGACAUGUACUUUUGUCUUUGGUGGGUCCCCGUUACUGAGACUUUAUCACAAGAAGAAGGUUUUUGCUUCAGUCAUUCAGAUUCUCACUCUAGGUGCCAUGGAAAACCUCAGCCAGAAAGACCCUGGAAAUUCAUCGCCAAAGCUUACCCUGUAUUCUUACUGGCAGAGCUCUUGUGCAUGGCGUGUCCGCUUUGCUCUAAACCUCAAAGGACUUUCCUAUGAGUACAAAGCAGUGAACCUUGAAAAAGGAGAACAAUUUUCUCCAGAGUUUGAACGAUUAAAUCCUCUUCAUUAUGUACCGGUGUUGGUUGAUGGUGAUGUGGUGGUCUCAGACUCUUUUGCAAUAUUGCUGUAUUUGGAAGAAAAGUAUCCUCAAAAGGCAUUGUUGCCAGAUGAUAUUCAGCAAAGAGCUCUGAAUCUGCAGGCUGCCAGUAUCAUCACCUCUAGCAUGCAACCUCUUCAUAUGGUGUCAUUGCAGAAAUAUAUGGAAGAAAAAAUCGGUCCUGGAGAGCCAUUAUUGUGGAGUCAAUCUAUUAUCGAGAAGGGUCUGCUUGCUCUUGAGAGGUUGCUCAAAGAUUUUGCAAGCAGAUAUGCCACUGGAGAAUCCGUGUUCAUGGCUGAUGUUUUUCUUGCUCCACAAAUAGCUGUGGCCUCAAUGAGAUUCAAAAUUGAUAUGUCCAAGUUCCCAACCUUGGCUAGGAUAUAUGAAUCAUACAAGAUCUUACCGGAGUUUGCAGCUUCACUCCCGAUAUCACAACCUGAUGCAGUGCAUUAGCUUUGGUUUUCAUCUUGAACAGAAUUAAGGCAAGCCAACAACAUUUGAAGCACACCAACUUAAUUGGUCCCAACACCUGCUAUCUUGUGGCGAGUAUGCAUCCAGCGUAUUGCACUAUUUAUGCGUUACUUUUGCAAGUUGUUGUACUCAAAAUAAUAUUUGCACUAUAAAUUGCACAUGCCAUGAUUGAAAAGUUAUGUAAAUGAAUUUUCAGCGGUUGGAUGAGGGUUUUCAUUUUGAUCUUAGCUGAAAAAUCAUGUCCGCCAUAGACGUAAUCAUGUAAUCUUAUUAGUUAGUAUUUCUUUACUGUUUAAAACACUUUUAAUGUGAGAAUCAUAGAAGAUAGUACAUUCUAUAAUUUCA
Messenger RNA from Jatropha curcas, 1184 nucleotides. Its product is annotated as glutathione S-transferase 2. Gene Ontology annotation, biological process: L-phenylalanine catabolic process; glutathione metabolic process. The record is from RefSeq and is a predicted model, not a curated record. Gene Ontology annotation, cellular component: cytoplasm. Lineage: Eukaryota; Viridiplantae; Streptophyta; Magnoliopsida; Malpighiales; Euphorbiaceae. Gene Ontology annotation, molecular function: glutathione transferase activity; maleylacetoacetate isomerase activity.